AUGGGUAGCUGGCAACCUCAAGAUAUCAUACCUAGUCCUUUGACUAAUGGCACCAACGGAGUGGAAGCCUCUGAGUACGAGAGCCAUGGAGGGCCAAAAAAGAAGAUUGUCGUCGUUGGUCUAGGGAUGGUUGGAAUUAGCUUCAUAGAGAAAUUAAUGAAACUGGAUGCAAAGCGGCGAGAAUACGAUAUCGUCGUCAUCGGCGAAGAAGCACAUAUAGCGUACAACCGCGUAGGGUUGACAAGUUUCUUCCAGCAUCGAAAAGUUGAGAAUUUAUAUCUCAAUCCAAAAGAAUGGUACACGAAUUGCCCAAAAGGCUCAUUAAACUACCACCUCAACACACGAGUCACCGAGAUUCACACAGAACAAAAGGCCGUCUCCUGCUCUUCGGGGGAGAUCGUUCCUUACGAUAUCCUCGUCCUUGCCACGGGUUCCGACGCCCUCCUUCCACGCAACACGCCCGGCCAUGACGCCAAGGGCGUCUUCGUAUACCGCACAAUUGAAGAUCUAGAAAAACUCAUCGAAUCUUCAGCCCUAAAAAAAGGCACUCAUGGUGUUGUGGUGGGCGGCGGUUUACUCGGCCUUGAAGCCGCCAAAGCGAUGAUGGACUUGGAAAAUUUCUCAAAAGUUAAAUUGAUCGAGAGAAAUAAAUGGGUAUUAAGUCGGCAGCUAGAUGGAGAUGCUGGUGCCAUUGUCCUCGAGCAAGUGAGAAAAUUGGGGUUGGAUGUUCUGCUGAGCACGAGAGUGCGCAACAUUGAAGUCACGGAAGAUAACACAGUAAAAGGGGUGGUGUUCGAGGAUGGUGAGAGCAUAGCUUGCUCUACAAUCUGUUUCGCCAUUGGCAUCAAAGCUCGCGAUGAACUUGCGCGGAAAUCGGGCAUCAAGUGUGCGGAACCAGGGGGUGGCAUUGCCGUUGAUGAAUGGUUGAAGACCAGCGUGGAAGAUAUCUACGCCAUUGGUGAAUGUGCGAGUUGGGAGAAUCAGACGUUUGGACUUAUUGCUCCGGGAAUUGAAAUGGCUGAUGUUCUGUCAUUCAACCUUACGCAAGCAAAAGUGCACUCGUACAGGAAGUUUAAGAGGCCGGAUUUGAGCACCAAAUUGAAAUUGUUGGGUGUGGAGGUUGCUAGUUUUGGAGAUUUCUUCGCGGACAGAGAUGGGCCUAAGCACCUCCCAGUGAGGGCCGGCAGGAAGGAGGGAAAUGCAAAUGGAUUACGACGACGUACCGACGGUCCACCUCCUCCCGCGGUCACGGCUUUGACAUACAAGGACCCUUUCCAGGCGGUCUACAAGAAGUACCUAUUCACCGCAGACGGGAAAUAUCUCCUUGGAGGGAUGAUGAUUGGGGAUACGCGAGAUUAUGUGAAGUUGGUGCCCAUGGUGAAGAACCAAAAGCCGUUGGAUGUUCCGCCUAGUCAAUUCAUCCUGGGGGCGAGCAAAGAGGGGGAUGAAGGUGGCGCCGAUCUCGACGACGAUACACAAAUCUGCUCUUGCCACAAUGUAACGAAGGGCGAUGUAUGCAAUGUCGUCAAAGACGGCACCUGCAAUAGCAUCGGCGAUGUGAAGUCCUGUACCAAAGCCGGAACGGGGUGUGGUGGCUGUAUGCCCCUUGUGACUAGCAUCUUCAACGAACAGAUGAAAGCAAUGGGCAACGAAGUUAAGAACCACAUCUGUCCCCAUUUCAACUAUUCCCGGGCGGAUCUCUACAACAUCAUUUCCGUCAAGAAACUGAAGACUUUACGAGAAGUCAUGAACGAAGUGGGAAAUGAUCCUGAGAGCCAAGGGUGUGAAGCAUGCAAACCUAGCAUCGGUUCGAUUUUCGCGUCAUUAUAUAACAAACAUGUCAUGGAUAAACCUGUUCAUGGUCUCCAGGAGACGAAUGAUCGAUACCUGGGCAACAUCCAGAGAAACGGAACGUACUCGGUUGUUCCCCGUGUGAGUGCCGGAGAGAUUACACCAGAUAAAUUGAUCGUUAUUGGGAAUGUGGCAAAGAAGUAUAACCUCUAUACUAAGAUUACUGGGGGACAGAGAAUCGAUAUGUUCGGUGCGAAAAAACAAGAUCUCCUUCCAAUUUGGAAGGAGUUGAUCCAGGGGGGGAUGGAGAGUGGACAUGCCUACGCCAAGUCUUUGCGGACGGUCAAGAGUUGCGUUGGUACGACAUGGUGCCGAUAUGGUAUUGGGGAUAGUGUUGGCAUGGCAGUGAGGUUAGAGGAGAGGUACAAAAGUGUUCGAAGCCCUCAUAAGAUGAAGGGGGGUGUUAGCGGCUGUGUACGUGAGUGUGCAGAGGCUCAAAACAAGGACUUCGGCCUCAUAGCCACAGAAAAAGGAUUCAACAUAUUCGUCGGAGGCAACGGUGGUGCUUCGCCGAAGCAUUGCGAACUCCUAGCUAAAGACGUGCCGCCUGAUGAUGUGGUUCCCAUCCUGGAUCGCUAUCUCAUGUUCUACAUCCGCACCGCAGACAAACUACAACGAACAGCCCGCUGGCUCGAAGCCCUUCCAGGCGGAAUCAAAUACCUGCGCGAAGUAGUUCUCGAGGACAAACUCGGCAUCUGCGCCUCCCUCGAGGCACAAAUGGAAGAACUGGUCGGCACUUUCUUCGAUGAGUGGGCCGAAGCAAUCAACGACCCCUCGCGGAGCAAGAAAUUCCAACAAUUCGAUAACACGACGGAGACCAUGGAAAACAUGGAGACGGAAGAAGAUCGUGGACAAAUGAGACCGGUAUACUGGCCUAAGGAGAGCGCCAAGGAGGAUUUCAAGAAUACGAAGUGGACAUCCCUGACCUGGCAACCCAUGAUAGAAGCGAGCUAUUUCGCAGGCGCGGACGAUACCCCCAAUGGCAUAUCCGCAAAUGUUAAGAGGAGCGAUACGCAACUUGCUAUUUUUAGGGUGAAGGGGAAAUGGCUUGCUAGUCAGCAGAUGUGUCCCCAUAAGCGGGCAUUCGUCCUCUCAGAUGGCCUAAUCGGUGACUCGAAGGAUAAACUCUGGGUUUCCUGUCCUUAUCACAAACGCAAUUUCGAGUUGACCGGCGAGCAAGCGGGGCGCUGUAUGAAUGAUGAAGAGGUUAGCAUUGCAACGUUUCCGGUAGAGGAGCGGGAGGACGGCAUGGUGUAUUUGAAGUUGCCGCCUGUGCAUGAAUUGGACGGAGUGUUGGGGACUAAGAAGUGGAUGGUGAAGAAGGGGGAGAGUGGCGUGGGGGCGUUUGAGAAACUUGACAAGAAGAUUGGGAGGAAUGGGAUGAGGGUGAAGGGACGGAAGCCGUUUGAGGCGACAAGACUACUUGAGACUGUUGGAGGGCCAGGAGAGGGGAAUAUUGAUUGGUAG
This is a messenger RNA of Venustampulla echinocandica, 3318 nucleotides long. Its product is annotated as putative nitrite reductase. Gene Ontology annotation, molecular function: 2 iron, 2 sulfur cluster binding; heme binding; nitrite reductase [NAD(P)H] activity. NCBI's taxonomy places the organism in Eukaryota, Fungi, Ascomycota, Leotiomycetes, Helotiales, Pleuroascaceae. The transcript is spliced from 4 exons. Bases 1 to 3318 code for a protein of 1105 amino acids. The record is from RefSeq and is a predicted model, not a curated record.